Molecule: messenger RNA, 1791 nt
Organism: Anthostomella pinea
Lineage: Eukaryota; Fungi; Ascomycota; Sordariomycetes; Xylariales; Xylariaceae
Source: the annotation of a GenBank genome assembly
AUGCGUCGCGCAGCUUCCAGAGCCCUUCGGACGACUUGUCAAUGUACAGUCCGGGGCCUUAGUCGUACCACCGGCCGACCGCGACGCAUCGUCUUCCCUCAGCACUCCAGCGUUGCCCUGGGCGCCCGCUCCUCUUCGUCUUCGUCGAGACCGAACCACGCCCUCAGUGAGCCCCUGCGAUCAUCCAUGUAUAUUCGUCGCCUCUCCGUCGCCUUUGUCUCAGGCCUCGUCGGAUACGGCGCUUGGUACACGUACAAGGGUAACAACGCCUUGGAGCAGGCAACGGGACGGGCGUACACGACCACCGCGACCCAGCUUGCGCCUGAUGCUGGACCGACUCGCACCGUGCUGGUGGUAGGUGCUGACGAAUUGCACACGGGGACGUUCGUGGGCGAGGGCCCGAUAUCUAAGAACGCCGACGGAAGUGGACGGAAUGUGCUCGAGAUGCUUACACCGGAGCAAGCUACCGAGAAGAUGCGCCAGAAUGAGGUUUCUUUCAUGGUAAACAGGGGACAAGGCGUCCUGAGGUAUGACAUAGUGCAAGUCGCCAGCAACAAUCCAAUUGAAGAUGAUCACGCCGAGAAGAUUGUCGAGGUUGCGCCGCCCUCGUCGAGCGAGGACAAGUCCAACAGCGACUGGAUGUUCUGGGGUGUCUUUGAUGGCCAUGCAGGAUGGACUACGUCGGCAAAGCUGAGGGAGACCCUGAUCAACUACGUCGCUCGAGAAAUCAACACCACCUACAAAGCUGCUAGCACCAUGAACACGAUGCCGUCGCCCGAGGCUAUCGAUGCUGCUAUGAAGGCCGGGUUCACCCGUCUAGACGACGAGAUUGUCCACGAGAGUGUCGACAAUGUACUAAAGUCUAAAUCAAAGCGAGUUGCAGCUGAGCUGCUUGGUCCAGCCUUGUCUGGCUCAUGUGCUCUACUCUCGUACUACGAUAGUAGCUCCAAAACCUUGCGCGUUGCCUGCACCGGCGACUCGCGCGCUGUACUUGGCCGACGCGGUGCCAAUGGCAAGUGGACGGCAACUGCUCUAUCCGAAGACCAGACCGGCAGCAACCCCAACGAGGCAGCUCGGAUGCGCAAGGCUCACCCAGGCGAGGCGCGCGUCAUCCACAACGGACGGGUUCUAGGCGGUCUCGAGCCCACCAGAGCUUUUGGAGAUGCUAGCUACAAGUGGAGUAGAGCCGUCUCUGAACAACUCAGAGCAUCCUUCUUCGGCCGCAGCUCUUCACCGUACCUCAAGACUCCCCCCUACGUCACGGCCGAGCCCGUUGUCACUACUACCAAGGUUCAACCUGAGAAGGGUGACUUCAUGGUCAUGGCUACCGAUGGCCUUUGGGAGAUGUUGACCAACGAGGAGGUCGUCGGAUUGGUGGGAAAGUGGAUCGAGACGCAGACCGAGCAGUCCAACUCGCAGCUCAGUUCCGCAUGGUCCAAGAUGUUCGGUUCCAGCAAAGGUCUCCCCGUGGAGACUGCCAAGGACGGAGGAGCCGGUGGCCAGAAGACCCCAAUCCGCCUACAACAAUGGGGCAUCUCGCCAGAUGAGCCGGAACGCUUCGUCGUGAAGGACAAUAAUGUCGCCACGCAUCUCGUCCGCAAUGCUCUUGGCGGUAAGAAUGAGGAUCAGGUUUCCGCCUUGCUCACUCUGGUAUCGCCUUUCUCCAGACGUUACCGGGAUGAUCUUACUGUCCAAGUCAUCUUCUUCGGCAAUGGUCAAAAGACGGGCGAAGUACUCGUCAACGAGGAGGCAUCGAGCCCUCCUAAAUCAGCUUUCAAGGCGAAGCUGUAG